AGUGUCAAAUCUAUGGAGAAUUGUUUUUCAAAAUCUAUGUGAAUUAGUGCAAUCUGUAAAUAUUUAAUUGUUUUGGAAAGUGAUAUACAAUGUACGCCAUUCAUUCAGUGUGUUAUAUUUCGUAUUUCAGGUUCACAGAACAUAAGAAGCCAUGGCCGAUGUUGAUGUUGAAGUACCAGUCAACCCCGUCCUGAGUGGAGGGGCUAUGGAUGUGAAUACAGCUCUUCAGGAAGUGCUGAAGACAGCUCUCAUCCACGGAGGAUUAGUUCAUGGCUUACAUGAAGCUGCCAAAGCACUUGACAAGAGACAGGCAGUACUCUGUGUGUUGGCGGAGAACUGUGAUGAGGAAGCAUACAAAAAGCUAGUCCAGGCUCUUUGUAAUGAACAUCAGAUCCCGCUUGUGAAGGUGGACAACAACAAGAAACUUGGUGAAUGGGCAGGUCUCUGCAAAAUUGAUAAGGAUGGCAAAGCGAGGAAAAUUGUUGGCUGUUCCUGUGUUGUUAUUAAAGAUUUUGGUGAAGAAACACCAGCACUGGAUGUCCUAAAAGACUACCUAAAAUCGUCAAGUUAAUUCUUAGGUCAUAUUGAUAACAAUAAAAAAUCCAAAAAAAUCUAAA
Molecule: messenger RNA, 617 nt
Organism: Leptidea sinapis
Lineage: Eukaryota; Metazoa; Arthropoda; Insecta; Lepidoptera; Pieridae
Gene: RpS12
Product: 40S ribosomal protein S12
Exons: 5
Coding region: 152-571 (139 amino acids)
Biological process (GO): translation
Cellular component (GO): ribosome; cytosolic small ribosomal subunit
Molecular function (GO): structural constituent of ribosome
Source: RefSeq, a predicted model, not a curated record